This is a messenger RNA of Pistacia vera, 849 nucleotides long. RefSeq lists its product as uncharacterized. The record is from RefSeq and is a predicted model, not a curated record. Lineage: Eukaryota; Viridiplantae; Streptophyta; Magnoliopsida; Sapindales; Anacardiaceae. The coding region runs from base 1 to 651 and encodes 216 amino acids. The transcript has 4 exons.
AUGAGUCCUUAUCAUGUGCUAGGCAUUGAUAAUUUGUGCAAUGAAUUUUUUGGCAGAGUAGUCGGAAUUCGUUUAAUUGAUGCUCCAGUUCUUCAUCCAAUGUCUGAAGGAUUGUUCAACUUUGUAAUCGGAUGGACCUUCAUGUUUGCUCCCUUAUUAUUCACAGAUCGAAAGAGGGACAGAUACAAGGGUUCUCUUGAUAUUUUAUGGGGUUUGCAGAUGUUCCUUACCAACACAUUCUUAAUCCCUUACAUGGCAAUACGGCUGAAUGAGGCUGAUGCCGACUAUAUUCAAAGAAAACGCUCUCAACUAGGCUCCGUGAUGACAAAUGGUGGGCCCAUUGUAGGACUUGUUGGCGGAGCUGUAUGUCUGAUAUCUGUGCUUUGGGCCCUCUAUGGUCGAAUGGAUGGAAAUUUUGGCAGCAUAACAGACAGAUGGGACUUCCUGGUUAGUUAUCUUGGAUCAGAAAGGUUGGCUUAUGCCUUCAUAUGGGAUAUUUUUCUUUACAUAAUUUUCCAGCCUUGGUUGAUAGGUGACAACCUGCAAAAUAUUCAGACAGGCAAGGUAGGUAUAGUGAAUUAUCUAAGAUUUGUGCCUGUGGUUGGUUUAAUUGCCUACCUUCUCUUUUUGAACCUUGAUGAGGAACUAUAGCUAAAGUGUAGUAUUGUUGAUGGGCAAUGAUGAUUGUUAGAAUGAGCCAGUGUAUGAAUAGCAGAUAUUUGUUUCCAGUUUUCUCUAAGACAGAAAAUGAAAUUGUAGAAUCUUUUAUGUUAGUGAAUUCUUUGGCUGAGAUGUAUAAUUAAAUUGAUCAGAAUGAAGUUUCAAGAUAAGAUUUGAGAAGUUUCUUUG